CACUUCCGGUGGCGGCUCCUUAGCCUGCACCAGUCUCGUGCGGCCCCGGGCCCGUUCCUGACCCCUGGUGUACCCUUGGUCGCGCCGGCGAGACCUCUUUUCGGUCUCCAGGAACCGAGCAGAGGCCGGGAAGGCCUGUCCCGUGCCGUCUCCCGCAGAGUGUCCUGCACUGAGGUGGUAAAAUGUGUUGCGAGAAGUGGAGCCGCAUGGCUGAAAUGUUUCUCUUCAUUGAAGACCUAGAAGAGGAUUAUAAGAUCCUUUGCCUCUGCUCCAGGGCAUUUGUGGAAGAUCGAAAAUUGUGCAAUUUGGGAUUAAAAGGCUACUAUGUCAAAGGCAAUGGCGACAAUGCAGGAGACCAAGCUACAGAAGAGGAGGAAGGUGGCACUGCAGAGUCACAUAACAGUAAAGGCUUAGGCCUAGAUGAAAGUGAACUUGAUUCUGAAGCUGAACUCAUGAGAAGUAUGGGACUACCACUUCAGUUUGGUGGGAUAUCUGCACAUAAGAAUUUUGAGGUGUCUAUGAAUACUAGAAAUAAGGUUAAAAUAAAAAAGAAAAAGAAAAAACAUCAAAAGAAAUACCUAGAUGAAAUUAUGAGAGAAUCUUGGAGACAAGUAUAUGAAGAAGAUGACAUUUUGGCUUCAGACGAUCCAUCUUCAGUUGAACAGUAUGAGAGCACCAAAACAUGUAAACUUCAAACCAAAAAAGACAUUGAAACUGAAAAUCUUCCUGUUGAAAAUAUAUUAUCUCCAAAGCCAGAAAUCACAGAAAAUUGGGAAAAGUAUUGGAGUGAAUAUGGUGGAGGACUAUUAUGGCAAAGCUGGCAAGAAAAACAUUCAGAUCAGAUACUAUGUUCUGAACCUUGGAACAUUCCUGAUACAAAGGAGGAAUGGGAACAACAUUAUAGUCAACUUUAUUGGUAUUAUUUGGAACAGUUUCAGUAUUGGGAAGCUCAGGGUUGGACUUUUGAUCCCUCACAGACCUGUGAACCAGAUACUUGUGGGUCUAAAAUAGAAGUUGACAAUGAGAAAGAUGAGAAUUGCAUGAAAGCGGACUUAAUAUCUUCUCCAUCUCCAUCUGUUACAAUUGAUAGUGAAAGCUCUAGUUCAAGUGAUAAAGAGCAUAAUGAAAUCCUUGGUGGAAUUAGAAAUAUAAGUUUGAAUUCAGAGGAAGUGGAACAGAGCCAGUUAGAUUCUUCAGUAAGUUGUGAUGGACGUUCGUGGCUAAGUGAAGUCAGCAGCAGCAGAGAAUGCCCUACUUCUGGCCAGAGUGAACCAUGUAAUGGAGGAACCAAGGACAGCAGCUUGUCUGGGAACAGAAGCACGAACCAACCAGCUCAGGAUUCACAGGACUCUUCAGAAGCAAACACAAUCAAAGAAAGACCACAUCCCAACAGUACUGAUGGAGAUGAGAGUGGAGAAGAUCCACCUGAACGUAAGCCAAGCAAACUCAAGAGGAGCCACGAACUGGACAUUGAUGAAAACCCAGAUUCAGACUUUGAUGACAAUGGUUCCCUUCUAGGAUUCAAGCAUGGCUCAGGACAAAAAUACGGAGGAAUUUCAAAUUUCAGUCAUCGGCGGGUCAGAUACCUACAGAAGAAUGUGAAGUAUAAGUCAAAGUUCCUGGACAUGAGAAGACAAAUAAAUAUGAAAAACAAACACAUUUUCUUUACUGAAGAGUCAGAAAAGACGUUCAAAAAAAGCAAAACUUUGACUAAGGUAGAAAAAUUCCUAAAAUGGAUUAAUGAACCAAUGGAAGAGGAAGCACAACAGGAGUCAGUUUCUCAUGACAAUGUGCAAGACACCUGCACAAGCAGUGAUUCAGAGGAACAAGAAAUGUCUGUUAAAAGUGAUGACCCACUGGAGACAAGUAAUCCAGAGCCUGAAAAGUGUCAUGCCAUGUCUUCAGCUGAUGAACUUGAAACAGAAAAAAAUGAAGGAGACAGCACAGUAGUAGCUAUUACAGAUAAGGAAGUUGGUGUUACUCAGAUUACACCAGAUUCUCUUCAGGUAGAAACUGAAGCAGAAAGUAAAAAGAAGAAGAAGAAGAAAAACAAGAACAAAAAGGUAGUUGGUCUGCCUCCUGAGAUAGCUGCUGUUCCUGAGCUGGCAAAAUAUUGGGCCCAGAGAUACAGGCUCUUCUCCCGUUUUGAUGAUGGGAUUAAAUUGGACAGAGAGGGCUGGUUUUCAGUUACUCCUGAGAAGAUUGCUGAACACAUUGCUGGCCGGAUCAGCCAGUCCUUCAAGUGUGACAUUGUAGUAGAUGCAUUUUGUGGAGUUGGAGGAAAUACUAUUCAGUUUGCCUUAACAGGAAAGAGAGUGAUUGCCAUUGAUAUUGAUCCUGUGAAGAUUGAUCUUGCUCGCAAUAAUGCAGAAGUUUAUGGAAUAGCAGACAAGAUAGAAUUCAUCUGUGGAGAUUUCCUCCUGCUGGCUUCACAUUUAAAGGCUGAUGUUGUGUUUCUUAGCCCCCCUUGGGGAGGACCAGACUACGCUACUGCGGAGACCUUUGACAUCAGGACCAUGAUGUCCCCUGAUGGCUUUGAAAUCUUCAGGCUUUCCCAGAAGAUCACUAAUAAUAUUGUUUAUUUUCUUCCAAGAAAUGCUGAUAUUGACCAGGUGGCGUCCUUAGCUGGGCCUGGAGGGCAAGUGGAAAUAGAACAAAACUUUCUUAAUAAUAAAUUGAAGACAAUCACUGCUUAUUUUGGGGACCUGAUUCGAAGAUCAGCCUCUGAAUCGUAACUGUGAGGUGGUACAAAGACAAAGUUCAUGUGUGGUCAGAACGCUAUUCAGAUGAGACCCUUGGGAUUUCUUUCUAUAUUCACUAAUAUUUUGUACCCACGAUCUUAUAUCACCAUAUGAAAUGGAAACUUACAGUAGAUUAAGGAAUAUGAAUGAAGUACUUUGACGUCUUUGGAUAAUAUUAACUCUGUACAUUAUACAUAAGGAUAGUAAGUAACUGAAAUGGAAAAGGUAGUUUUUUCCCUGUGCUUACUGUCAGACAAUGUGUAUAUAUGUACGUGUGUGUUUCUGUUUUUUUUUAUAAUUGCAUAUGUUUUGGUUUAACAUCUUUGUGUGUGUGUGUGUGUGUGUGUGUGUGUGUAAAAAACAAUUACUGUGUUUUUUCUAACAGAGAGAUAAAAGAAAACAAUGAAUGAGCCAUAGUCUAUCUGCCCAUUUGACCCCUGCUGAAAUAAUGUUAAACCUUAAAGGAUAGAAACAUAAAACAGUACAGAAGGGUACAAAAUAAAAAGUAAAACUCUUCUACCCCCUGGCCCUACUCUUUAUUCAUUUAUUUAAAGAUAACUACAGCCAACAGUAUUUUAUAAUUCCUUUAGAAGACAGAAAAGGAAUUGCAGUAUACUUUAAUAUACUUUUUUCCUUCUCAUUCAUGCACUGUUCAAUACUCCGUUUUUUUUACUUAAUCUUUUUUUAAACUAUGUACAUUUUACAAAUAUAUCUCGAAGACCUUCCCUUGUCCUUACGUACACAGAGAUCCACCUCAUACCUUUCAUGGCUAUCUUCUAGAUGGAAUGCACUAUAAUUAAUUUAACCAGUCCCCUGCUGAUGGACACUUAAGCUGUUUUCAGUUUUUCGCAACUAUUAACUAUUGUGGGCAUCAUCAGGCAUUUUAAUUUUGUUAUCUCACAUGUCAGAAAAAUGGUGUCUUACUGUUUGUAUGUAUUCCUUAAUUAUGAAUGAGAUUUGAGCAUAUUUUCAUAUAUAUUGGUCUUAAAAUAGUUUUCCCCUUUUAAACUGACUGUUCCUAUCUUUCAUCAAUUUUUCUUUUGGAUUAUUACCUUUUUCUUAUUAAUAUGCAUGAAUUCUUCAUGAAUUAAAGAGCCCUUUGGCUUCAGUAGAUGUUCCAAAUACAUUUUUCCAGUUUGUUAUUGGCCUUUGAUUGUUUUGUGACUUUUUUUAUUUGCCAUACAUAAGUUAAGUUUUUAUGUAGUCAGACUUAUCAAUCAGUCUUUUUCUCCGUUGCUUCUGGGUGUAUGGUUUUUUGAAAGAUCUUUUGCAUUCCCAGAAUACACACACAUUUGUCCAAGCUUUUUUCUAGAAUUUUACUGUUUUUGUGUCUUUGCUCCAUUUGGAAUUUGCUUUUUAACAUCCUUUUAUUUUAUAAAGUUGGUGGGUUUUUUUUAUUUCAAUUACAAAAACAAUAUGAAAUAUAUUUUGUAACAUUGAGAUUUAUAUUCUUUUUCUAUUAAAAUGACAAUGAAAGGAAGAAUGUGUGUUGCUUAAUUAUUCAUCUAAAAAUGUGUGUUCAGUUAAUUUUACAAGUAGAUAAAAAGACAGGGACAUAGGACUCUGGCUAUCAGGGAUCUGGGACCUUUAUCUUUUCAUAAUGUGAGCAUGUUAAACAUUAAACAAAACAUGGUUUGGGCUUGGAUGGAGCUGGAGGAAUUGAAAUAAAUUGGGGGAAUUUCCAGUAAAUACUGGAAAGAAUAACUUAAAUAAAAACAACUUUGUUGGAGAAUGGAGAAGCAGCACUAACUUCUGUCUCUUCAAACUUUACAAUGUGUGCCUGAUUGUCCUGCACUAUAGAACCAAGAGAGCCAGUCAUGAAGGGUUAAUUUUUUAUUGAUUUGCAACAUCAAAAUCUGUCAGGGUUCUUUGUUUUUAUACUUCAUCAUCAUGGAACAUUAGUGUAUGUAUCAUAAAUUGGUCAUCAUUUUUAAAUUAAUGGUAGCAUUGGUCAUAAGCAUGUGGCCUCUAGAACUAGAACAUGACUUUACUUAGCCACUGAGGUAGGAAGUGGAGGAAUAAAAACAGAUUUCCAAAAUCACCACUUGUUUUUUAGUUUGUGUCCCUUAACCUUUCAUGCAUACCUUUUUUUCCACAAUUCCUUUUCUUAUUUAUAUAUUGUUAAUAUUAAAACUAGUUUAUCUUUCUGAGCGUACAUAACCUUCUAUGGGUAGAAAAGGAAACCUAACCAAGAUUAAAAUAUUUCUCCACGAAUCACACAGAGAUAUAACAUUUGUAGACUUGUUCAUGGAUUAUUAGUGCUUAAAAGAACUUUAUUGUGCAGCUCCUGUGUUCAAAUAAAAUCUUACCAAACAGCCAAAUACGUAAAAUGGAUAAAAAGUAAAGCUGCUGGAGCUGCUUCGGAUAAGACAGAAGUGAGGAAGUGAGCAGCCCUUGUUCUAAUCCAGCUCUUUUUUCUUUUGUUAUAUUGCAAAACUUCUUAAAAGACAUUUUUGUAAAAAAUGAGUGUGUAUUGUCAAUUUCAACACAAAGUGAACAACUCAAAAAGUGACACCCCAAACCUCACCUUCUGUCUGGGGCGCUUCCUCUCCACCUCCUCUCCCACAUUUCCAUUCCACUUCCCAAAGUCCACCAUCGCCAGCACCUCGAUAUGUGUGCAAGACAUUUCCCUAACUAAUAAACACACACACAGUGGGAUGGGAUGGCAUGGGAUUAUAUGAUUUUGACACCUGACUUUGUUUUUCAUUUAAUAUGCCUUACAAAUUUUUCCACAUGAAUACAUACACAUUUGCACUAUCAUAUUUAACCGUCACAUAGUAUAGAUCUGAGAAUUUCUUUAACCAUUACCCCACUAUGAACAUUUAAAUUGUUCCCAAUUUUUGCAAGGGCAGAUGAUACUGCAGGGUAUAUUUCUAAGUAGGGUAGGAUCCUAGAAGUGAAAUUUUUAGGUUAAAAGUCAUGCUUAUCUUUAUAUUUAGUCAAGUUGUCAAGUUGCCCUAGAAAACUAUAUAUUCUCCCUAACUAUGCAUAAAAGGGGCCACUUUUCCCCAGACUCUCAAAAACAUGGCAUGUUUUCACUUCUUAUUGUUACCAAAUUAAUCAACAAACAAUAAAGUUAUCUUAAUUGGCAUGUCCUGAUUACUAGUGAGGGAUGAGCAGUUUUUCAUAUAUAUAAUUAUUCAAAUGCAUGUGUUGUUAGGCAUCUAAUUUUUUCACCAUUUUCUAGUAAAUGAACUAAACUUUCUCCAUUAAUUUGAAAUCUAGUGUGUGUGUGUGUGUGUGUACUUCUGUGUCUGGAAUUCUUUUUGUUCAUCAAUCACUUGUCCAUUCCUGUGCCAUAUGUUUUGAUUACUGUAGUUUUCAUUGUACAUGUUAAUAGUUGGAAAUACCCCCAUCAUUAGUCUUUCAGAUUUUUCUUGGCUCUUCCUGAGCAUUUUUUACCUUUUCAGGUGAGCUUGAAUUUGUCGGUUCUAUUUUUAAAAUCUUUAGGAUUUUAAAUUUUCAGUUGGGGAAGAAUGAUGUCAUCACAGCAUUGAAUCUUUCUAUCCAAAGACUUAAAAUGUAUGUCCCUUUCUGAUCUUCUGUGUCUUUCUGUAAAGCCUUCAUUAUUUUAGUUGUAUAAAUCUUGCAAUUUUUUUUGCCAAGCCUAUUGCUUGGUAUUUCACACUUACUGUUUGAUUUUAAAUGGGGAUCUUUUUGUUGUUACUAUUUCCUACUGGGUGUAUUGUUUGCAUGUAACAAUGCUUUUACUUUCUUACAUCCAGUCACCUCACUGAACUCUUUUUAAUAGUUCUAUUAUUAACUGAUUUACUUUGAUUUUCUAAAUCGGCAGUCAUGACAUCCCUGUAAAAGUUUUUCUCUUUGACAGUAUGUAUGCCUUUUAAUUCUUAUUCUUCUCUUAUUAUAUUAGUUAGAACUGCCAGGAAUGUUAUGCUAAUGUUACUUACUCCUUGCUUUUUAUUUUGCAAUGAAAAGUUAGAAGCAUUUCUGUUAAAUAUUAGAGCUUGCCUUUAAAAUUAGAGAUAGUACUUUAUCCUACAGGGUUUUUUGUCCUUAUUUAAUCUAAUAACGUACUAAAUUGCUCUUAAAAUUUCAAAUUAUUCAACCAUAUGGGCCUUUAUCACUAAAUCCUACUUUAUUAUAAUGUAUUAUUUUAGUCCACUACUGGAUUUCACUUGGUAAGUUUACUCUGUUUAUGUUUGGGUUUUGUGCACCUUACCUGGUUUUGGUAUCAGAGUUAGACUAUUCUGGCAGAAUGCUUUGGAAAUGCCUCCAUUUUCUUCUGAAUCCUAAAUAACAUUAGCAUUGUUGGUUCAUUGAACCCUUGGUUAGAACUCCAGGAAAACUGGGCCUGAUACUUUUUCAAGAAAGAUUUUCAUUGUAGCAUUUUUUUAAAUCCUCUUCUGAGUUUUUUUAAUUCUUUCAUAAGUUUUUUUUAAUAACUUAUAAUUUCCUAGGAAAUAUCCUUUCACUUAGAUUUUGGUUUACUGAUAUAAAGUUAGUACAUUAUCUUAUGGUAUCUACUUGCUUUGUUUAACUUUUUUAUAAUUUCUGUCAUAAAAAGAUUGAAAAACUAGCCUAAAAAAUUUUUGUGUGUGGAGAACCUGGGUUAAGUGUCUGCCUUCAGCUCAGGUCAUGAUUCCAGGGUC
Messenger RNA from Zalophus californianus (California sea lion), 7351 nucleotides. It is a transcript of the gene TGS1, whose product is annotated as trimethylguanosine synthase 1. The record is from RefSeq and is a predicted model, not a curated record. Lineage: Eukaryota; Metazoa; Chordata; Mammalia; Carnivora; Otariidae. The transcript is spliced from 13 exons. Gene Ontology annotation, cellular component: nucleus. Gene Ontology annotation, biological process: 7-methylguanosine RNA capping; 7-methylguanosine cap hypermethylation. Gene Ontology annotation, molecular function: RNA cap trimethylguanosine synthase activity. Bases 183 to 2735 code for a protein of 850 amino acids.